This is a messenger RNA of Camarhynchus parvulus, 2111 nucleotides long. It is a transcript of the gene LAPTM5, whose product is annotated as lysosomal protein transmembrane 5. NCBI's taxonomy places the organism in Eukaryota, Metazoa, Chordata, Aves, Passeriformes, Thraupidae. Bases 41 to 817 code for a protein of 258 amino acids. The record is from RefSeq and is a predicted model, not a curated record. Gene Ontology annotation, cellular component: lysosomal membrane. The transcript has 8 exons.
CCGACCUCAUUAUCUCAGGAGCGCUCAGAGGGACCCGAAAAUGACCCCCCAAACCCCCCCUGAGCCCCCCAAAUGCUGCUGCUUCAACAUCAAGACAGCAACAGUGGCCCUGGGGAUCUUCCACAUGGUCAUGAGCGUCCUGCUGCUGAUCGAGUAUUCCCUGGAGGUGGCCAACGGGAAGGGCUUCUGCAAAGACAUGGACAAGGAUUACUACAGAAUUGCUGAUAUCACCACCAGUUUCCUGCUGAUCCUCAUGUUGUUUGUCAUCAGCUUCCACCUCCUGCUCGGGGUGCUCAAGAUGAGGGAGCGGCUCCUGAUCCCCUUCCUGGCUCUGCAAGUCAUCGAUUUCCUCCUGAGCCUCCUGACCAUGUUCAGCUCCUACAUCCAGGUGCCAGCGAUCAUCUCCAUGUCCUCCCUGGGCCACACGCAGGGCCACUCCAGGACUCCCCUGCUGGCGCUGCAGCUGCUGGAUUUCUGCCUGAGCAUCCUCACCCUGUGCAGCUCCUACAUGGAGGCGCCCACCUUCCUCAACCUCAAGCCUGUGGAGAGUGGGGGCUCUGUGCCAGCCCUGGAGAAGCUGCCAGCAGAGGAAUAUGCCAAAGUGAUGAUCACCUUCACCAUCGCCUUCGUGGCUGUGCUCGUCCUCAAGGCCUACAUGUUCAAGUGUGUCCUGAGCUGUUUCAAAUUCAUCAAAGCCAGCAGGAGGGAGGAGGUGAAAGUGGAGCCACACGCAGUGGAAAAGGCCGUGCUGCCAUCCUAUGAGGAAGCCCUGGAAUUGCCUUCCAAGGAUUGUCCCCCUCCCUACGUGGCCAUCUGAGCCCAGCUGGGGGGAGCUGACACUGGGUGCUGCUGGUGCCUCCCCCAGCAGAGCCCCAGUGCUCACCCAGAGCAGUUCCCAGCCUUUUCCAGCCACAUCCUGCCAGGGAACUGCUGGAAUCUUGUCCUGCUCUGGCACCCCAACUUCCUGACCCUGGCACCCCAAUUUCCUGACUCUGGCACCUUAAUUUUCUGAUCUGGGUACCACAAUUUCUUGACCCUGGCACCCCAAUUUCCUGACCCUGGCACGCCAAUUUCCUGACCCUGGCACCUCCAUUUCCUGACUCUGGUGCCUCCAUUUCCUGAGUCUGACACCCCAAGUUCCUGACUGUUGCAGUGUGUCGCAAUAUCCUCUUUCCGCUAUCCCAGUCCCUCAGGUGUGCCAACCUCUCCCUUCCCCUCCCAAUUGCCCCCUUGCUAAGUGCUGUCCAUCAAUCUCAGUAGGCCACCAAGGCCAUCGUCUGAUAGGUGAAGUUCAAAAGAUGCCUCUCAGCCCUGGGGACAAUUGGGCCAUCCAAAUGUCAUUCGUCCCCUGAGCCUUCCCCCUCCUACCUGGUUGGUGGCACACCUACCCCUUCCCCUCCCCCUUUCCCUGAGCUUAAAAAGACACGGGACCAUGUGGUGGGGAUUUGGUUGGAGCUGUCACAACAUUCAGAGGCCUGCGUGCCCAGGAAUAAACUCUGGAUUAUGACCCCCUAGCCGGAUCCAUCUCCUUUUCCUCUUUGCCUCGCCUAAAGCUUCUCCAUCAGAGGUCAAGCCUGAGUUCUUGUUGCCUGGACUUGUUCCAAGAGCCAGCUGCAACACACAACUAACCAAAGGUGUCUCUGGGGUGAAACACCACGGCUGCCGCCUUUGGUCAGGCAGCGAGGGCCAGACAAGCUCAGGCAUGUUCCACCUGGUAAUAUUGGGAUUUUAUUCCAAUACCUGACCCUGGAACCCCAAGUUCCUGAUUCUGGUACCUCCAUUUCCUGAUUCUGGCAACCCAACUUCCUGACUCUGGCACCCCAAGUUCCUGACCCUGGCACUUCAAUUUCCUGGUUCUGGCACCCCAAAUUCCUGGUUCUGAUACUCCAAAUUCCUGACUCUGGCACCUCCAUUUCCUGACUCUGGCACCCCAAGUUCCUGACCCUGGCACCCCAAAUUCCUGACCCUGGCACCUCCAUUUCCUGACUCUGACACCCCAAGUUCCUGAUUCUGGUACCUCCAUUUCCUGACUCUGGCACCCAAAUUUCCUGAUUCUGGCACCCCAACUUCCUGACUCUGUCACUUAAAUUUCCUGGUUCUGGCACUUUAAU